GUGAAGAGUGUCAGACCGGCUCGUCGGAAAGCACCAGGAGCUCUGCAGGGAGGAUCAGCGGAGCACGUCAGGAGGUGCAGUUUAAUGGAGGAAUCUGAGCCACUGCUGAGCACGAAGGCCGAGGCGAGGAGGGUGAACGGCGGCUGCAGAUGGAGCACGCGCACACUGGACUCGAACACUAUUGAGGACUUCAGACGGAAGCUGAAGUACUUCUUCAUGAACCCGUGUGAUAAGUACAGAGCGAGGGGUCGCAAACCAUGGAAACUGAUACUACAGAUUAUCAAAAUUAUCAUCAUCACUGUUCAGCUGGUCUCUUUCGGCUUGAGCAAUGAAAUGAUGGCCACGUUCAAAGAGGAUAAUCUGAUGACGUUCAGACACAUCUUCCUGGAAAGAUACAGGGACCACCGGCAGGGAAACUAUGCACUUUACACCCAAACAGAUGUGUACGACCACAUCUAUUACAUCAUUGACCGGUACACCAGUCUCCAGAACCUGACUUUAGGAAAUCUUGCAUAUGAGAGGGUUGGUGGCGAGUACACACCUUUGUCCAUCUGCCAAGUGCUCUACGAAAACGUCACCCUGGACCCUGCGAGAGACACCUUUGAUAUUGAUCCACACACUGACAAAGAUUGUAUUUCCAUCUAUCCUGUGCAGCUGGACAGCAGCGGUUUGUCGACUAAAGUCAACUUUUCUUUAGAUUUUAACAGGUUGUUAUCAGUAAACAUCAGCUUCAAUCUGAAAACCAUCAACCUGCAGACCGUGAGGCACCACGAGCUCCCGGACUGUUACGGCUUCCAUGUAAUGAUUAUCUUUGAUAACCACGCACACAGUGGGAAGAUUAACGUCGAUGUUGAUCAUGAUGUGAGGAUUUAUGAAUGCACAGACUGGAAUGUAGAAGGCAGCUCUGGGAAGAUCGAUUUUCUCCUCCUAUCGUUUGAUACUGUGGUCGUCCUCGCCUGUUUGGCUUCUCUCAUCCUCUGCUCUCGAUCCAUCAUCCGAGGCAUCCAGCUCCAAUUUGAAUUCAACAUUUUCUUCCACGCUUACUACAAUAAGAUUGUGACGUGGUCGGAGCGCAUGGAGUUUGUCAAUGGCUGGUAUAUAUUUAUCAUCAUCAGCGACACGUUGACCAUCGCAGGGUCGGCACUGAAAAUAGGAAUACAAACUAAGUUUCUGACCAGCUAUGAUGUUUGCAGUAUCUUGCUGGGAACAGCCACGAUGCUUGUCUGGUUUGGUGUCAUUCGGUACCUUUGUUUUUUCCAAAAAUACAACAUCCUUAUUUUGACCCUGAGGGCAGCGUUUCCAAACGUGAUUCGUUUUUGCUGCUGUGCUGCCAUCAUCUAUCUCGGGUACUGCUUCUGUGGCUGGAUUGUACUCGGGCCUUACCACGACAAGUUUCGAACGUUUGACAAAGUGACGGAGUGUCUCUUCUCUCUCAUAAACGGGGACGACAUGUUCGGCACCUUUCUGAGGAUGAGGGACAAAAGCUACAUGGUGUGGCUUUUCAGCAGACUCUACCUCUACACCUUCAUCUCACUUUUCAUCUACAUGGUGCUCAGCUUGUUCAUCGCUGUCAUCACUGACACCUACGAAACCAUCAAAAAUCGCCAGAAAGGCACAGAACCAGCGUCCCUGCUUCAGGCAUUCAUAGCAGAGUGUAAGGACCAGCCUGAGUCUGGAAGAUACCAAAUGGAUGAAGAGCAAUCCACCUGCUGUGGAUCUCUGUGCGGAUGCCUCAUCAGAAAAUCGAGGAUGUAG
Nematolebias whitei (Rio pearlfish) is the source of this 1755-nucleotide messenger RNA. RefSeq names its product mucolipin-3-like. Lineage: Eukaryota; Metazoa; Chordata; Actinopteri; Cyprinodontiformes; Rivulidae. Gene Ontology annotation, cellular component: lysosomal membrane; plasma membrane. The record is from RefSeq and is a predicted model, not a curated record. The transcript is spliced from 13 exons. Gene Ontology annotation, molecular function: NAADP-sensitive calcium-release channel activity. Bases 85 to 1755 code for a protein of 556 amino acids.